Messenger RNA from Nothobranchius furzeri (turquoise killifish), 991 nucleotides. NCBI's taxonomy places the organism in Eukaryota, Metazoa, Chordata, Actinopteri, Cyprinodontiformes, Nothobranchiidae. The record is from RefSeq and is a predicted model, not a curated record.
CUGUGGAGAAACACAAGAUGCGCCUGUUGGACAACCAGCUACUGAAGCUCCUGCAAAUCUUUGUGACUUGGAAUAAUUGUUUUCUGUAUUUUUAACAAUUUCUACAGGCUAUCGUCUAGUGAUAGAAAAAGAAUGACAGGGAGAAAACUGGUGCUUCCUAUGAUGCUGCUGUGUGCCACCAUAAGCCUUUCACCAGUACAGAUUUCAUUUGGUCAACAUGCAGCUGAAGACUCCUGCAUGGUUCAGAUCCUAGUCCCUGGACUCAAAGGAGAACCAGGAGACAAAGGACAGAAAGGAGCACCUGGAAGACCGGGAAGACUUGGUCCACAGGGAGAGACUGGACAAACUGGUCUUAAAGGACAGAAAGGCAUCAUGGGACAACAUGGGAAAUUUGGACCAAGUGGAAUGAAAGGGAUGAAAGGAGAUAUGGGCGACCCAGGUCCAAGUGGUCCUAACGGAGAACCAGGUGUUCCAUGUGAGUGCGCACCAAUGAGAAAGAUGAUUGGUGAAAUGGAUAUUGUCGUGGCUCAACUAUCCUCAGAACUGAAAUUCAUCAAAAAUGCACUGCCCUCCCCUGCAGCUGUUGCUGGCAUUAAAGAGACAGACAGUAAGGUGUAUCUGUUGGUGAAGGAGGAGAAGCGCUUCGCCGACGCAGAGGUCUACUGUCAGUCGAGGGGAGGGCACCUGGCCAUGCCGAAGGACGACGCGGCCAACGCAGCCAUAGCAGGAUACAUAACCCAAGCAGGCCUCAGCAGAGUCUACAUUGGCAUCCACGACCUGGACCUCGAAGGCAAGUUCACCUACGUGGAUCGGUCCCCCAUGUCCACCUUCAGCAACUGGAGAACAGGAGAGCCCAACAACGCCUACGAUGAUGAGGACUGUACAGAGAUGGUGGCCUCUGGGGAGUGGACGGAUGUAGCCUGUCAUCCUACCAUGUAUUUUAUUUGUGAGUUUGAGAAAGAUACUAUCUGAGGCAUGGACGUAAUUUUCA